AUGAUUCUCUCAGACAUAAGGGGUUUUGUCAGUACUUUGGCAGUUAUCACAACAGUACUCCAAUUUUUAUCCGGCACGCUCGUAUGUAAGCAGUACGUAUCUAAUCGAACUACCGCCGAGGCAUCACCACUUCCGUUUCUCUUUGGAAUUGUCUCCUCUGGUCUUUGGCUGCUUUAUGGAUUGACCAAACAUGAUGAUAAAAUAGUUUUAGUUAAUAUAAUUGGAGUAACUCUUAUGACCUCCUACACAGUUGUUUUCUAUAUUUAUACAUUCAAGAAAUCAUCAUUACUAAAACAAAUUAUAAUAAUGGUCUGUUUCAUUUUGUUUGUUAUCGGAUAUCUUUUUGUAGAAGAAGACAAUGAAGAACUUUUAUGUAGAUUAGGUUUAUUGGCUUGCUCGCUGACUUUGAUGACUAUUGCUGCACCAAUGAGCAAGCUGAUUUACGUGUUAAAAGUGAAAAGUACUGAGUGCUUACCUUUCCCUAUGAUACUUAUGUCAUUUUUUGUUUCAUCAUUAUGGUUUUUAUAUGGAGUUAUAGAAGAAGAUUCAUAUUUAAUUGUACCAAAUUUCAUAGGAGGUGUAUUAGCUCUAAUGCAAUUAUCUUUAUUUGUGAUAUACCCAAGUACACCAGCAUCACCAAGCUUAUUAAAAAGUAUAAUAGCUUGA
This is a messenger RNA of Diatraea saccharalis (sugarcane borer), 666 nucleotides long. The record is from the annotation of a GenBank genome assembly. Lineage: Eukaryota; Metazoa; Arthropoda; Insecta; Lepidoptera; Crambidae.